AUGGUAGAGUCAAGCCAAAAACUUCCAUUUGAAAAUGCCUCACUUGCCGAAGUUGACCCAGAGAUCGCAGACCUUAUUUAAAAGGAGAAACAUAGACAAUUCAAGGGAAUCGAGCUUAUAGCUUCAGAAAACUUUACAUCAAAGGCCGUGAUGGAGGCAUUAGGAUCCUGCCUCACAAACAAAUAUUCAGAAGGAUAUCCAGGUAAAAGAUACUAUGGUGGCAAUGAGUACAUUGAUAUGGUUGAAAGCUUAUGUUAAAAAAGAGCACUUGAAGCAUUUGGAUUAAAUCCUGAAGAAUGGGGAGUUAAUGUAUAAGCUCUCUCAGGAUCCCCCGCCAAUUUCUGUGUCUAUACUGCUCUUCUUGGUCCAGGAAAGAAAAUCAUGGGUUUGAGUCUUGCUCAUGGAGGUCAUUUGACUCAUGGUCAUCAAAGUGAGACUAAGAAAGUAUCAGCAUCUAAGGAAACUGGUUUGAUUGAUUAUGAGGCUCUUGAGAAGGCAGCAGAAGAAUUCCAACCAAAUAUGAUUAUUUGUGGUGCCUCAGGUUAUCCCAGAGAUUUCGAUUAUGUUAGAUUUAGAGCAAUCGCAGAUAAAGUGGGAGCUUAUCUUUUAUCUGAUAUUGCUCACACUAGUGGUCUCAUCGCUUCAAAACUUCUUGCCUCUCCAUUUGAUCAUUCAGAUGUAGUAACAACUACAACUCACAAAAGUUUGAGAGGUCCUAGAGCUGCUCUUAUAUUCUAUAGAAAGAAGUAUGAAGAGGCAAUUAACUUUGCUGUCUUCCCUCAACUAUAAGGUGGUCCACACAAUAACAAUAUUGCUGCAAUCGCUGUUCAGCUUAAAGAAGUCAACUCUGAGGCUUUUAGAGAUUAUUCAAGAUAGGUUAUUGCUAAUGCCAGAGCACUUGGAUUAGCUCUAUCUGAAUAAGGGGAAAAGUUCAUUACAGGAGGCACUGAUAACCAUUUGCUUAUGUGGGAUAUGAGACCUCACGAUUUAACUGGAGCUAAGGUAGAUAAAUUAUUGGAUAAAGUCCACAUCACUACUAACAAAAAUUCACUUGUUGGAGACAAAUCUGCCCUUAACCCAGGUGGUGUCAGACUUGGAACUCCAGCUGUUACUACAAGAGGAAUGAAAGAAUCUGAAAUGGUUGUUAUCGCAGGAUUUUUAUUAAGAUCAGUAGCUAUUGCAAAGAGAAUCUAAGGAUAAGUAGGAAAGCAACUUAAGGAUUUCCUUCCAGCUCUUGAAAAUGACGAAGAGAUUGAUCAAUUAGCUAAAGAUGUAGAAAAUUUCGCCACUCAAUAUAGCAUUCCAGGUCUUUGA
Messenger RNA from Stylonychia lemnae, 1314 nucleotides. The record is from the annotation of a GenBank genome assembly. Lineage: Eukaryota; Ciliophora; Spirotrichea; Sporadotrichida; Oxytrichidae.